This is a messenger RNA of Drosophila sechellia, 2673 nucleotides long. Its product is annotated as ATP-dependent DNA helicase DDX11. Gene Ontology annotation, cellular component: nucleus. Gene Ontology annotation, molecular function: ATP binding; DNA helicase activity; hydrolase activity, acting on acid anhydrides, in phosphorus-containing anhydrides. The transcript is spliced from 3 exons. Lineage: Eukaryota; Metazoa; Arthropoda; Insecta; Diptera; Drosophilidae. The record is from RefSeq and is a predicted model, not a curated record. The annotation marks the transcript as partial. Gene Ontology annotation, biological process: nucleobase-containing compound metabolic process; establishment of sister chromatid cohesion.
AACAGCUCAAAACUGGCCCAGUACACGCCCAACCAGCGGCUGGACACGCCAGCCGCACAGGAGUUCGGAUUCCCGUACUCACCGUACGAAAUCCAGGAGCAGCUGAUGCAGGAGCUCUUCCAGGUGCUCGAGAGAGGCCAGGUAGGCAUAUUCGAGAGUCCAACGGGAACGGGGAAGUCCCUCACCCUCACCUGCGGCGCUCUCACCUGGCUGGCCAGGCACGAGGAGCUGGUGCGCACGGAAAUGCUGGCCAGGAUUCGCGGAGUGGAACAGGAGUUGGCUGAACUGGAGGAGGAGAGCGAGAAGUCGAGCGAUUGGCUGGAGAGCCAGGGAAAGUCCAGAGCACAGCGUGCGGAGCUCCUCAGGUUGCAACACCUGCAGGCUCUGCUGGACAAACAAGAGCAGCAGCUGGAGCAGAUCAGGAAGGGGGCCAAAAAGCAUAAACGGCAAGGAAAAGUGCACCCAGGCAAGCUUGAGGAACUAGAGAAGGACCUGGAUCCUGAAUCCGACUCGGAUUCAGAGCACGAAACCGCCGAUGGACCGCAGGAAGCAGCCGAAGACCGCUAUCGCCCUGUUCAAAUCUUCUUCUGCAGCCGCACGCACUCGCAGUUGGCACAAAUUGUGACAGAACUGCGGAAAACACCUCAUGGCCAGUCGGUGAGGUGCAUUUCCCUAGGCUCGCGGCAGCAACUGUGCAGGAAUCCCGCAGUCCGGAAGCUGAAGCAUGUGGGCCUGAUGAACGAGCGGUGCCUGGAUAUGGCUACCAAGAAAGCCCGCCCCAAUCCCAGCAAAAAAAGUCGGCUAACUGCAGAGACCAACAGUAGAUGUCCGUUUAAAGCGGCUUCCUUGGUGGAAUCCCUCAGGGAUUUGGCUUUGACCGAACCGCUGGACAUUGAGGAGCUGGCCAAUGAGGGGACCGCCUGCGGUGGCUGCUCGUAUUACGCCUCAAGAUCCGCUGUGGAGCACGCUCAACUUAUACUACUGCCGUAUCAACUGCUGCUCCAAAAGUCCGCCCGUAAUCAACUGGGUAUAAGCCUUAAGGCGUCCAUCGUCAUAGUAGAUGAGGCUCACAACCUACUGGACAGCGUGGCCCAGCUGCACGGCUCCGAAAUCAACCGGCAGCAGUUGGAGCGGGCCAAGGUGCAGAUCUCCGCCUAUAAGGAGCACUUCCAAAAGCGUUUCGCCACCAAGAAUCUCCUGAAAAUCAACCAAAUCGUAUUCAUUGUUCGCCGAUUGCUUAAGAUUCUAGAUCAGCGCAUGGAAUCGCAGUCCAACGGCUCCAGCAUGAUGCGCACCUAUGAGCUAACCGCCGAGGGUGACUUCUUCAACAUCGAUCUGUGCGAUCUUCUGGACUUUUGCGCUCGCACUCGUUUCGCUAGGAAAGUACAGGGACAUGCGGACAGAAUGGAGCGGGAACCACGACCCAGUGAGAAUCAACCCCCUGUGUCAACGGCGAGGAGUCUGAUCCUCCAAAGAUUGGCCAGCGAGCAAAAGCUGAAGGAGAAACCCAAGUCGGUCAAAAGGAAAGUGGAAGACAUCAAUAAGGAAGAUAAGGCGGGGGAGUUACAAGAAGAGCAGAAGCCACCGAAGAAGCCGGUCCAGGAAGUAGCUCCUUCGCCCAUCAGACCAUUGCUGGCAUUUCUGGAAACCCUCACCAGCAAUGCUGAGGAUGGCAGGAUUUUGCUGGAUCCCGUAGGGGGAACCUUGAAGUACAUACUUCUCGACCCCGCCGAGCAAUUCGCCGACAUCGUUGCGGAAACCAGAGCGAUUGUGAUCGCUGGCGGAACCAUGCAGCCCACUCAGGAGCUAAAGGAGCAGCUGUUUACAGGUUGCCAGGAUCGUUUGGUCGAGCGUUUCUACAACCACGUGGUGGCGGAUGACGCGGUCUUGCCCUUUGUGAUAUCCAAUGGCCCCAGCGGUGCUCCGUUGUCUUUCAAGUUUGCCCAUAGAGCCAGUGCAGAAAUGCUCCGGGAGCUCUCAAUGGUUCUCCGAAAUCUGUGCCAGGUGGUGCCGGGCGGAGUGGUUUGCUUCCUGCCGUCCUACGAGUAUUUGGACAAGGUCUACAAGUACCUGGAGCAGUCCGGCACCCUCGAGACGAUUAGCUGCAGAAAAAGCGUGUUUCGUGAGGUCUCCGGAUCGGCCGAGCAGCUCCUGGACAACUAUGCGCUGGCCAUUAAGAGACCUGCUUCGGGUGGAGCCCUCCUCCUGAGUGUUGUGGGAGGAAAGCUCUCCGAGGGCCUAAACUUCGCUGACGAUCUGGGCAGAGCAGUGCUCGUAGUGGGCCUGCCGUAUUCCAACAGCCAGUCGCCGGAGCUGCGCCAGCGAAUGCAGCACCUGGACGAGAAACUGGGACCGGGCGCGGGCAACGAAUACUACGAGAAUCUCUGCGUGAAGGCCGUUAACCAGUGCAUAGGAAGGGCAGUGCGCCACAUCAACGACUAUGCCUGCGUAUAUCUGCUGGAUAAGCGGUUUGCGGAUCCGAAGAUACGCGGCAAACUGCCGAAGUGGAUUUCCCGCCACAUCGUGGAGUCGAACGCCGCGAAUGGUGGCUUCGGAGCAGUACAAGCGCGCACGGCUAGGUUCUUCAAGGGCCGAUAAGCCUUGUGUACACCUUCUUCCAUAAUAAUUGUAUUAUAAUUGUAUUUUAGCUUUAAUUCUUAGAUAUAGUAAUUG